CCCUUUCUCUCCACUGCCCCGCUUUAUUGAUUCAUUGUUGUGCAGCUUUCAAAUGAUAACCCCUCCCCUCCUCCUUGUCUAGGAUCCUGCUGGGAUUUUUGAGCUGGUGGAAGUGGUUGGAAAUGGCACCUACGGACAAGUCUAUAAGGGUCGACAUGUUAAAACAGGUCAGCUGGCAGCCAUCAAAGUCAUGGAUGUUACCGAGGAUGAAGAGGAAGAAAUCAAACUGGAGAUAAAUAUGCUGAAGAAAUAUUCUCAUCAUAGAAAUAUUGCGACAUAUUACGGUGCUUUCAUUAAAAAGAGCCCUCCAGGACAUGAUGACCAGCUCUGGCUGGUCAUGGAGUUCUGUGGGGCUGGCUCCAUCACAGACCUUGUGAAGAACACCAAAGGGAACACACUCAAAGAAGACUGGAUAGCUUACAUCUCCAGAGAGAUCCUGCGGGGGCUGGCACAUCUUCACAUCCAUCAUGUGAUUCAUCGGGACAUCAAGGGCCAGAAUGUGUUGCUGACUGAGAAUGCAGAGGUGAAACUUGUGGAUUUUGGUGUGAGCGCUCAGCUUGACAGGACCGUCGGCAGGAGAAACACGUUCAUAGGCACGCCCUACUGGAUGGCUCCUGAGGUCAUCGCCUGUGAUGAGAACCCAGAUGCCACCUAUGAUUACAGAAGUGACCUUUGGUCUUGUGGCAUCACAGCCAUUGAGAUGGCAGAGGGCGCGCCCCCUCUCUGUGACAUGCAUCCAAUGAGAGCACUGUUUCUCAUUCCCAGAAACCCUCCUCCCCGGCUGAAGUCAAAAAAAUGGUCAAAGAAAUUUUUUAGUUUUAUAGAAGGGUGCCUGGUGAAGAAUUACAUGCAACGGCCCUCCACCGAGCAGCUUUUGAAACACCCGUUUAUAAGGGAUCAGCCAAACGAAAGGCAAGUUAGAAUCCAGCUCAAGGACCACAUAGACCGAACCAGAAAGAAGCGGGGAGAGAAAGAUGAAACUGAAUAUGAGUACAGUGGGAGCGAGGAGGAAGAGGAGGAGGUGCCCGAGCAGGAAGGAGAGCCGAGCUCCAUUGUCAACGUGCCCGGCGAGUCCACCCUUCGCCGGGAUUUCUUGAGACUGCAGCAGGAGAACAAGGAGCGCUCUGAGGCCCUUCGGAGACAGCAGCUCUUGCAGGAGCAGCAGCUCCGGGAGCAGGAGGAGUAUAAAAGGCAGCUGUUGGCGGAGAGGCAGAAACGGAUCGAGCAGCAGAAGGAGCAGAGGCGGCGGCUGGAAGAGCAACAAAGGAGAGAGCGCGAAGCUAGAAGGCAGCAGGAACGUGAACAGCGAAGGAGGGAACAAGAAGAAAAGAGGCGUCUAGAGGAACUGGAGAGAAGGCGGAAAGAGGAAGAGGAAAGGAGACGGGCCGAAGAAGAGAAGAGAAGAGUGGAGCGAGAACAGGAGUAUAUCAGGCGACAGCUAGAAGAGGAGCAGCGGCACUUGGAAGUCCUUCAGCAGCAGCUGCUCCAGGAGCAGGCCAUGUUACUGGAGUGCCGAUGGCGGGAGAUGGAGGAGCACCGGCAGGCAGAGAGGCUCCAGAGGCAGUUGCAACAAGAACAAGCCUAUCUCCUGUCUCUACAGCAUGACCACAGGAGGCCGCACCCGCAGCACCCGCAGCCGCCGCCGGAAAGGAGCAAGCCCGGCUUCCACGCUGCAGACCCCAAGCCCCACUACGAGCCCGCCGACCGAGCUCGUGAGGUGGAAGAUAGAUUUAGGGAAACUAACCACAGCUCCCCUGAAGGCCAGUCUAAGCAGACAGGCAGAGUAUUGGAGCCACCAGUGCCUUCCAGAUCAGAGUCUUUUUCCAAUGGCAACUCCGAGUCUGUGCGUCCCGCCCUGCAGAGACCAGCCGAGCCACAGUGGUCCCACCUGGCAUCUCUCAAGAACAAUGUUUCCCCUGUCUCGCGAUCCCAUUCCUUCAGUGACCCUUCUCCUCCCAAAUUUGCACACCACCAUCUUCGCUCUCAGGACCCAUGCCCACCUCCCCGCAGUGAGGCGCUAAGUCAGACUUGUGAGUCGGAGGUACCUGACCCCACCCAAAAGGCGUGGUCUAGAUCAGGCAGUGACGAGGUGCCUCCAAGGGUUCCUGUGAGAACAACGUCUCGCUCCCCCGUUCUGUCCCGUCGGGACUCCCCGCUACAGGGUGGUGGGCAGCAGAACAGCCAAGCAGGUCAAAGAAACUCCACCAGCGGUAUCGAGCCCAGGCUGCUAUGGGAGAGAGUGGAGAAGCUGGUGCCCAGGCCUGGCAGUGGCAGCUCCUCGGGGUCCAGCAACUCAGGGUCGCAGCCUGGCUCCCACCCUGGGUCUCAGAGUGGCUCUGGAGAGCGCUUCCGAGUGAGAUCAUCAUCCAAAUCUGAAGGCUCUCCAUCUCAGCGCCUUGAAAAUGCAGUGAAAAAAACAGAAGAUAAAAAAGAAGUGUUUAGACCUCUCAAGCCUGCUGGUGAAGUGGAUUUGACUGCGCUGGCCAAAGAGCUUCGGGCAGUGGAAGAUGUGCGACCACCGCACAAAGUGACAGACUACUCCUCAUCCAGUGAGGAGUCGGGGACGACAGACGAGGAAGACGAUGACGCAGAACAAGAGGGGCCCGAGGAACCCACGUCUGGACCAGAGGACGCCAGAGCAGCGUCAUCUCUGAAUUUGAGCAAUGGUGAGACAGAAUCCGUGAAAACCAUGAUUGUCCAUGAUGAUGUGGAGAGUGAACCAGCCAUGACCCCAUCCAAGGAGGGCACCCUGAUCGUCCGCCAGAGUACAGUUGACCAAAAGCGUGCCAGCCAUCACGAGAGCAAUGGCUUUGCCGGUCGUAUUCACCUCUUGCCAGAUCUCUUACAGCAAAGCCAUUCCUCCUCCACCUCUUCCACUUCCUCCUCCCCAUCUUCCAGCCAGCCGACACCCACCAUGUCCCCACAGGCACCCCAGGACAAGCUCACUACUAAUGAGACUCAGUCCGCUAGUAGCACACUCCAGAAACACAAAUCCUGCUCCUCCUUCACACCUUUUAUAGACCCCAGGUUACUACAGAUCUCUCCAUCUAGCGGGACCACAGUGACUUCCGUGGUGGGAUUUUCCUGUGACGGAAUGAGACCAGAAGCUGUAAGGCAGGACCCCACCCGGAAAGGCUCGGUGGUCAACGUGAACCCCACCAACACGCGGCCUCACAGUGACACCCCAGAGAUCCGUAAAUACAAGAAGAGAUUUAACUCCGAGAUUCUGUGUGCUGCCUUAUGGGGAGUGAAUUUGUUAGUGGGUACAGAGAGUGGCCUGAUGCUGCUGGACAGAAGUGGCCAAGGGAAGGUAUAUCCUCUGAUCAACCGAAGACGAUUUCAACAAAUGGAUGUCCUUGAAGGCCUGAAUGUCUUGGUGACAAUAUCUGGCAAAAAGGAUAAGUUACGUGUCUACUAUUUGUCCUGGUUAAGAAAUAAAAUCCUUCACAAUGACCCAGAGGUCGAGAAGAAGCAAGGGUGGACAACCGUCGGGGAUUUGGAAGGAUGCGUGCACUAUAAAGUUGUAAAAUAUGAAAGAAUCAAAUUUCUGGUCAUUGCUUUGAAGAGUUCUGUGGAAGUCUAUGCGUGGGCACCCAAGCCAUAUCACAAAUUUAUGGCCUUUAAGUCGUUUGGAGAAUUGGUACAUAAGCCGUUGCUGGUGGAUCUCACCGUUGAGGAAGGCCAGAGGUUGAAAGUGAUCUAUGGGUCCUGUGCUGGGUUCCACGCUGUUGAUGUGGAUUCAGGAUCAGUCUAUGACAUUUAUCUACCAACACAUGUAAGAAAGAACCCACACUCUAUGAUCCAGUGUAGCAUCAAACCCCACGCAAUCAUCAUCCUCCCCAACACAGACGGAAUGGAGCUUCUGGUGUGCUACGAAGAUGAGGGCGUUUAUGUGAACACCUAUGGGCGGAUCACCAAGGACGUGGUCCUGCAGUGGGGAGAGAUGCCCACAUCUGUAGCAUAUAUUCGAUCCAAUCAGACGAUGGGCUGGGGAGAAAAGGCCAUAGAGAUCCGGUCUGUGGAAACUGGUCACCUGGAUGGUGUGUUUAUGCACAAAAGGGCUCAAAGACUGAAAUUCUUAUGUGAACGCAAUGACAAGGUGUUCUUUGCCUCUGUUCGGUCUGGUGGUAGCAGUCAGGUUUACUUCAUGACAUUGGGCAGGACUUCCCUUCUGAGCUGGUAGAAGACGGCGGUGAAGAUCUCCGGCCCCCAGAGCCUUCGAGGUCCUGAGAACUCGGAAUUCCUUGCAACUGGAGCUCGGCGCUGCAGCAGGGCCACCCAGGACAGCUGUGCGCACAGACCCGCGUGUGGGCUUCUUUCCUCCCCUCCUUCCCGCUCCUCUCUUACCAGUUUACCCCCAUUCUUUUCUUUUCCUUACUCACAAAUAAAUCAAGGCUGCAAUGCAGCUGGUGCUGUUCAGAUUCUACCAUCAGGUGCUAUGUUUGGGAUCGAGCAUCAGACCAGAAAGCAAACGCCUUUCCUCAGCUCCAGAAUUCCCUGUCUCUGAGUGACUCUGUCGUGUGGGUGUCUGAAGGUGCAGACUGUGACCAUGCCGUCGGUUUGUCGGAAGUGGGCACGAGGAGGUGUAAUGUGGUCUUGACGAGUGGUUUGCUGAAGCGAAGAGCAGAUUUAAUAUAGUAACAUUAACAAUGUAUUUAAUUGACAUUUCUUUUUUGUAAUGUGACAAUAUGUGGACAAAGAAGAAGGUGCAGGUUUAAGAAGUUAAUAUUUAUAAAAUGUGAAAGACACAGUUCCUAGGAUAACUUUUUUUGUGGGUAGGGCUUGGGAGGCGGGUGGGUUGGUUCAGGGGGUCCCGUUUUGUUUCUUUGGAUUUUGUUUCUUUAGCUCGGCCAAGAACUCAGUCAUUUUUCUGUGUACCAGGUUUUGCCUAAAUCACGUGCAGAUGGUUCUUCAAGGAAAAAAAAAAAGAAAAUGCGUGCAUUUGUGUAACGGCCAGAACUUUGUUGUGUGACAGUAUUAGCGCUGCCUCAGUUAAAGGUUUAAUUUUUGUUUAAACCUAGAAGUGCGACAACAGUUUUACCACAGUCUGCACUUGCAGAGGAAAAAAAAUUUUUUUUCAACCACAUUUAUUUUUUUUGCCUACCUCAUUGUUUUUAAUGCAUUCAGAGGUGGUUUAGUUUAUGUUUGGGGAGGAAAACAUUAAUGUUUAAUCUUAAUACCAAAACUAUCAGAUUAAAGAUUGACUGUUUUUUUUGGUCACAGGUCUCAGUAGACACAAGAGAAAUUGUCCCCGAAGAUGGGGAAUAGCCACAUGGCUGUAUCAUGCUGACCGAUGCAGUCUGCUUUCUCAGUGUAGAGAGCAGGGUGUUUCAUUUUCACCACAUUCACUGUUAGUGGUUGGUGGGUGACUGUAACCUCCGACCCAAGGGGCCACACUCAGUUCGGGGUUUGGUAGCAGACAGGCGAUCACAUUAGAGUAGCCACACAAAGUGUUCAGUGUUGCAGGAACCCUGCAGGGGUGGGGGUCGGGGUAGUUCCCUUUUCUAAAAAUGCAAUGCACUAAAAGUAUUUUAAGAAUGUGUAAGCUGGCAUCUCCCCGUGUUCAGGUGUAGCUCAAAGCCCUGGCUUUGCCUGUUCUCUUGUUCUCUCUGUUUUUAAACCAGUUUUACUUUAUGAAUAUGUUCACGACAUUUGUAAUAAAUGUCUUGGGUAAUAAUUUGUUUCAUGGCUCCAUGGUCACUCAGCUCCUCUGAGGUUAUCCAUCUCUUCGUGGUAAAGGAACAACGCUCAGUGGCACGGUUCUGCCAUCCUGCUCUCAUCUUGUGGGGUUCCAAGGGGGGCAGUGUUCUGAUGGCCACUUUAAAUUUGUUCACCAACAGAAGCUUGGCGUUCCAUAGGCUUAAUUCUCCUUGUGGUUAAUCUUCUUUGAUAACAUGAAAAGGGGCGGGGGAGGGAUCUUGCCUCCCCAAAAUAAAACAAUCAUUUUCAUCUAUUUGCCAAGGCUUUGCCCAGCAUUCUCAUCUCAUUUGACAUCCAUUUUGACUGCUUAUUCUCUUCCUCCGGGCUCAGCAUUUUUGCCAAAGGCUCUCCUUUAUUACAAAAACCUAGUGAAAACCAUAUGCACUCAACAAAUGCAGGAACAGCAGCUGGCUGUACACACCCACGGAGGCAAGAUGCGCUGAGAAAGCCUUUCUUUGGGGAGGACGAUGAGAGGGGAGUGGUCUGUUCAUCGGCGUGACUCUGGAGUUGUGCUGAUGUCCAAAGUGGAAAGAACUAGCUCUGUUCAACAAAUCCGUUGUUACCGUGGCAAAGAUCGAACAGGUAAUCCCACCUUGGAAAGGACUUUUGAGAUAAGCCAGAUUCCUUCACCACAGGACUUCAGUCAGAAUCAAAUUACUGCUGGCAAUUUCCCACGUACAUUUUGGCUUUUCAAGUGAAAUGUGCCAACAGUGAACACGUGUACAUGCCAAGAGGAGAGAAAACUGGAUGGCUGGGUCUGUUCUAGUCCUUCCCGUGGCUUUAGAGAGGUGGAAGUUGGGGAGGUGUCUUUGAAAGAAUACUAACCUUCUGAUUCCGAUAUGGAAGAAAUAAGAAGGGAUGAGGUAUUACAGUCUUGGUUAUCCGUAGACUUGAAGCGCAAUGUGUAUAACUCAAGGGGCGUCACACAGAUGAACACAGAUGGUGUUUCAUUGGAAUUACUGAGUGGUUAGAACUUGACAAAAACUAGAUUCCACUUCAGAUGUGCUGGGGUCUGAGCUCAAGUUGGAAUUGUGCCUGUCCUGCUCACACAGCCCCAGGCACACCCACCUGGCCCUCCCUUGGUGUUUUGAGUUGAAGGGGAUUGAGUUCAUCAGAGGGCCUAACCUACUGGCCUCAGACAGCAGCCUGUUCUUGAGGGGUGGGCUCCUCGUGUGUGCCUUCCUUGGCUGCGGUGUCCUUCCCUUGGCUUCGCCGCCUUGUCAGCCAGAUUGUGUUGCUACGGCUUCAAGCAGGUGCCCAAUUAGGUCUCUCCGUAAAAGAUGGUAAGCUGUUGAAAUCUCAUUCUUCCAGAGAAGGGAUGAUUUUCCUUUAACAGGGUAGUGAUUUCACAGAAGUGCCAAGAUGGCAAAAUUACAAAAGAAAACAGUGUUACGACGACACCAUUAAAUAUGGAACACUGAAAACUAUCAUAGCAGUGCUCUUCAAAAUAAAACAUAAAUAUGUCUCUGGGUUUAGUCAAGGCUUUAAUAAGUAAUGCCUUUCUGUAUUUAAAUCAGAGUAACUUUUGAGUGCAGUGUUUUUACUUUUUUCUCAUGCACGUGAUAUGUUGGAGAAAAUGUUUACAAACAUGGUUUUGUUACACUAAUGUGCAUCACAUAUUUAUGGUUUACUUUUAAGUGACUUUUUAAUGGGUUAUUUAGGUUUUCGUCUUAGUUGUAGUCCACUUACCAUGAUUCUUAAUCCCUAAUUUGCCAAUUAUAAAUUUGCUGAACAGCAAUACAAAUGACAAACUGCAUUAAAUUUACUAAUCACAGAGUUGCAAAGCAGACUGGUGGCAAGUACGUGGCCUUUUUUUUCCCAGUGCUAACUUGUCUUCUGUGUAUUAUGAAAAUUACUGUUGUUCCUACCCUGCCCCCCCCUUCUUUUUUCCUUAAAUAAAGUAAAAAUGACACCUA
Messenger RNA from Pteropus alecto (black flying fox), 7616 nucleotides. It is a transcript of the gene MAP4K4, whose product is annotated as mitogen-activated protein kinase kinase kinase kinase 4. NCBI's taxonomy places the organism in Eukaryota, Metazoa, Chordata, Mammalia, Chiroptera, Pteropodidae. The transcript is spliced from 32 exons. Gene Ontology annotation, biological process: protein phosphorylation. Gene Ontology annotation, molecular function: protein kinase activity; ATP binding. The record is from RefSeq and is a predicted model, not a curated record. Bases 191 to 4183 code for a protein of 1330 amino acids.